Nicotiana tabacum (common tobacco) is the source of this 2434-nucleotide messenger RNA. Its product is annotated as AT-rich interactive domain-containing protein 1-like. NCBI's taxonomy places the organism in Eukaryota, Viridiplantae, Streptophyta, Magnoliopsida, Solanales, Solanaceae. The record is from RefSeq and is a predicted model, not a curated record.
CUUUCUAUUUAGUGCAAAUCUUAGAUCUCCCGCAACCCUUUCUCUCAUAAGCCAAACAACAAAAACUUUCUAUUGAAUAAAAAGAGGGCUCAGAAAACCAAAGGGGUAAGAAAAGAAAGAAGAUAUGUCACACCACAACACCCCUACCCUGUCCUUCCAAUAAGGUUCUGAACCAAACUGGGUCUUCGGGUGCUGCUGUUUACAGUGUGGUUUCGGAGUCAGGUUCGGGCUUUGUUGUGAAAUUGGUGUGCGUUAAGCAUUUAGAUGCAUUGUUUAGAGGCAUGCUUGGGCUUCACUAAUGGAAAGAAUGCAAGAAGUGUAUGAUUCGCCAGAUAACCUUAACAAGUGGUGGCAACCAUAGGCGGAUUCAGGAUUUGAACUUUAUGAGUUUGGGAUUCUAGAACAACGACCACAAGUGCUAAUAAUUGGGGUCGGAAUUUAAUAUUUGUACAUAUUUGGUGGAUUUCUUAACACAUAUACAGGGUCUGGACCAAAAUUAUAGGGUUCGGCCCAACCUAUAUUGUACAUGUACAUCCGUACUGGUGACAACCCUCUUGAUCAGAACGAGUGAACUGUGCUAAGGCAAUAAUACAAAGAGUGAAGUGAGGAAGUGUGAUUGGCUUUUGGGUGGGGUUCAAAUGGAGCUUGAGCUGGAUUUGAGGGAGAUUUUAAUGAAAAUUUCAAAUGAAAACAACAAAGAUGAGGAAUGUGCAAAUGUUGAUUCGGCGAAAAGUGAGUUUCAUGCUGCAGCUGAUGAACAGCUGUGUAAUGGUAUUGAGGCUGAUGAUUUUGUUUUCAUUGAUAGACACUCUAAGAAAAUUGAUGGAACGAUAAAUCUGGACCUCAAUGAAUGUAUAGUUGAGGGUGUUGAUGAAAAGAGCAGUGUUGGUCGCGAUGACAAACAUUUGGAGUUUGUUAGUGGAAGACGAAGUGAUGAUUGUGGCACAGAUGAAAUUGCGCUAAUGAAGUCAAGUGUGGUUAGGGAAGAUGAGAACAAUAGGAAGAGGAAACGAGAGUCUUACACGGACUUGCUGAGGUGGGUUACUAAUGUCGCGAAAGAUCCUUGUGAUCCUGCCAUCGGGUCUUUGCCAGAAAGGUCUAAGUGGAAGUUUUACGGGAAUGAUGUAAUCUGGAAGCAGGUUCUGUUGCUGCGAGAUGAAAUGCUUUUGAAAAAGAGUGCAGAUACAAGUGCUCAGUGCUCGAUAUGGCAGAAAAAACAGAAGAUGCAUCCAUCUAUGUAUGACGAUGCUGCUGCUCUUGAGAGAGUGAGAUGCAGCCAGCGGGUCCUAGUUGCUAAAAAUCCUGUAAAGAAAGCGCUUUUUUCAGGGUCAUCAUCCUCAAGUUCUCCAAGUGAUGAGGAUCCAAUUGAUGGACCUGCUGAUUCUUCUACAGAGUCAGGCGUUGGUCUUUUGUGGAACCAGCGGCGAAAGCGAAUACCAGUUGGACCACAGUUUCAAGCAGAUAUUCCUGAAUGGAGGCAGGAGAAGUGUGAAAGUGACUCCAAAUGGUUGGGCACCCGAAUCUGGCCACUAGACAAACUAGAAAAAAACAGAAUACUAAUCGAAAGAGAUCCUAUUGGAAAAGGAAGGCAAGAUACAUGUGGCUGCCAAUACCCGGGUUCUUAUGACUGCAUCAAGUUUCAUCUUGCUGAGAAACGGAGGAAGGUUAAACUUGAGUUGGGAUCAGCCUUUUAUCAUUGGAAAUUUGACUUGAUGGGCGAAGAAGUUGCACUUUCUUGGACGAAAGAAGAAGAAAAGAAAUUCCAGGAUAUAGUGAAAUUGAACCCUUUGUCGACAAACAUGAGUUUUUGGAAUGAAAUAUUCAAGAUCUUUCCUAACAAAAGUAGGGAAUCUUUGGUCAGCUACCACUUUAAUGUCUUUCUUUUACGGCGCAGAGGUCACCAGAAUCGGACGAAUGCAAGUAUUAUCGACAGUGAUGAUGAUGAACCAGAGUACGGACCUAGAACUAAUUGUUUUGGGAGGGAUUCUAAAUUCUCUAUCUUUUGUUCCCCAAGGAAAGAUCAUCUAGAUUCGAGAUAGUAAUUGAAUGUUUAUAUGCCACGGCAUUGUUCAGAAGUGUAAAUGGCAGUUUUUGUUGUGCUUUUGCUAAUCAGCAGUUUAUAUCGGCAAAUUUUUUCUUCUGGCAGUUGCAAAGUGCAGAUACAUGAUACCAUCUGAAAAUUGUAUAUUUUGGGUUGGUGGAUAUUUUGGUUACAAGAAGGUUCAAGGAUAUCCUUUUCCUUACAUUUUUCAGCAUACACAGUUUCUCUAUUUUGUUAUUGUUCAAAACACUGAUUAAGAAUGUUAAUUUUACACUUCCUAUAGUUUGUAGCACUUGAAAGGAACAAAGUGAGCUUACUCAAAACUCAACAAAUUAAGUCUGCAAGUUUAUGUACAGUAACUAAUGUUAUGAUUUGGUGAUAUGGAUUUCUACA